Spirometra erinaceieuropaei is the source of this 588-nucleotide messenger RNA. Lineage: Eukaryota; Metazoa; Platyhelminthes; Cestoda; Diphyllobothriidea; Diphyllobothriidae. The record is from the annotation of a GenBank genome assembly.
AUGAUCUCGCCAACCCCGCGAGGUGCAGUUGAGGAUCCAACCAACCUCCUGCAUCUUCUCCGGCAGUCUUUGCGGACAGUUUCUCCGGUCCUGCCCAGGUCCUCCGCCUCUCCGUCUUAUCUCGAGAAGGACUUGGCAAUGUGCUCUCACGUUCACCUUCGAUGUGAUCAAUUCCGCCGGCCUCUGGAACCGCCCUUUGACGGCCCAUUCCGGGUGCGCUCUCGCGGGACGAAGACCUUCCGCAUCCAACGCGACAAUCGUGAAGAGGUCGUGAGUGUGCACCACCUCAAGGCUGCCGUCUCGGACACUCCUGCGGAUGAGCCCUGUGGUCCUCUACCUUCUGCUCCCCCACCUGCAGCCUCUAUUCCACCGUCCCGUAUUUUCCCUCUGCCCUCCCGUGCGCUACCUCCGACUGCCGCCACUAACUCCAACACUUCUACCACGAGGUGGUUUCCAGAUUCUCCGAAUGGACCGAAACGAACGAAGGGGUUGGGGAUUGCGAUAUUUAUACGAGAUGGCAUCGACUACGUCAGGUUUGAGUCUUCCUAUUUCGGCACAUUGAUUGUGAAAUACCCAGUUGUUACUUGA